UAUCUAUGCUAUAUUUAUGUUAUAUAUAAGAAGGCGUUUCCCUGUUAGGGACAAGGACACAUUUGUUCAAAGUAGCCGCUGACGCCCAGGUGAGACCCGAGAAGAGGCAAUGGAGCAGAGAGCAUUGUUGCUGGAGCUCUGACCUCUGGUGUCCGCGUUACUUCCGUGUUCCGCUCACCUGCUGCACCGGUGUGAAGGUGCGACUCUCCGCCGCUGCACCUGCUGCGUUAUUACCGCGUCAUGUCGGAGGAGCUCGUAACGUGUGAACUAACAUGCUCCAGCUCAGCGAGGGAACCCCCGGGGGCUCCGCCGAGGAGUGAGAGCACGAACAUGGACCGCGAACAGCAAAUUUUCUCCGUGUUGAGCGGCGGUGCCAAGGACAGGACGUUGGCAGCGGCGGCAGCGGUGGAGGGGGACACCGCGGUGAAGAGCUCCGGCGGCGGCAGUGGUGUAGGAGUAGCCUCCCCCUCCGCCACCUCCGACACGGAGUCCGGGAUCUUCUCCGGUGAGUGUGAGCUCUGCGUGGAGCACGAGUCCGAGCUCGACUGGUUCUGCGGCACCGAGCAGAAGCUCAUCUGCUCCCACUGCGCCAUCGUCGGCCCCUGCCACGGACACACCGUGACCCCUCUGGCCACCAGGGUCUCAGCGAUCCGGAAUGAAAUGGUGGAUGUGUGUGAGAAAAUGCAGCUGCAGGCGCUGAGGAUGGAAAGGUUCAUCGACCAGACGCUGAUAGUCAAAGAGCAAAAGCUCCAGGCAUCGGCGAGCAGGGCCAGGGAGCAUGUGCUGGCUCAGGUCAGCGCAGCUCGGGAAGCCCUGGAGGAGGAGGAGCAGCGUCUGCUGGAGGAGGUGCAGAGGGAGGAGGAGCGGGUGGAGCAGUGUCUCCUCACCCAGAGGGCCCACUGGAGCCAGGCCCUGGUGAAUCUGUCUCAAACACGUUCACGUCUGGUGCACACGCUCACGCACACUCCCGAUGCACAGCUAGUGACUAGCGUCCAGGACAUAGUUGAAAGGGUGGAGGAGGCAGAAGGGGUCGGGGAGCCCUGCGAUACAGAGCAACUCAACCUGAACCCAGGCUGCAGUGACAGCAAGCUGCUGAGAGGUCUGUGGGCCACGGCAGUGCUGCUCGGUCCAAAUGCUCAUGGAUCAUCGUGUUUAAAGUUUGACGGGCGCACAGUGAGCCCGCUCCUGUCCCUGUCUGAGGACUCCUGCACUUUGACCUUCCUCACCAAAAAAACUCGUCAAUCGCCUCUCUACGACCCGGCCCGAUUCGACUGUUGGCCCAACGCGCUGGGUUCACUGUCCGUGUCCUCCGGCACCCACAGCUGGAUGGUGGACGUCGGCCAAUGUGGCGCCUUUAAGGUCGGGGUCUGCUACGCCUCUCUGGAACGCAAAGGCUCCGGGAACAACGCGCGGCUCGGUUACAACACUCAGUCCUGGGUGUUGUCUCGCUAUGACGGGGACUACUCCUUCUGCCACGCGGGGGAGAAGGUUCCCCUGCAGGUGGUCAGGACCCCCAAGAGGAUCGGCGUGCUGCUGGACUGGCCAAGUCAGACGCUGUUGUUUUACGAGCCAGACUCCUGCACCUUGCUGCACUGCAUCACGCAGCACUUCACCGCCCCGCUGCUGCUGGCGUGUGCCGUGACUGACCGCAGCAUCACCAUAGUACACUGACUGUCCCGAGUGACGAACAAAUACUAAAUGACUUUAAAGAUGUGAAGAAGAGCAAGGACGAGACUUUGUUCUGUCUCCAGACUUUUUCUAUUUAUUCUUCCGUCUUGUUAGAGAUUUCUUUUACUGGUUGUGAUAAUUUAUCUGUUGAUCAUAUUAUACAGUAGUUUUGCUAUUGUGACAGUGAUUGUUUUUUAUAACUUUUUUAUAAGAUUCUUUAUAUAAUCACUUUGAUCUGUUUAAUGAUAUUAUAGAAAAUAUUGAUUACACUGGUUGAUCCAGGACUACUGUAAAUGGUAUGAAGCAUAUUCUCAGUAAACUGAUCACUUCAAGUUGACUGUUCGAUUUUCUGAUUCUGCAAAAGACAGUUAUGUUAAAACAAGUUUGUUGUUUUGUCAUUUGUUUCAUUAAUAUAACAUUUUCUUUGGGAUGAAAAGCAUUGUGUUUGUGCAUUCUGUGCUGAAACAGCAGGGUCUAGUUUUACCUGCAGUUACAUGGCAAUCUGCAGAAAGACAUGUGAACAGAAUGAUUGUAACUCAUAAACACUAGUUCUCAUUCAGUUUUGUCUCGAUCUGAAAAUAAAAAGUUUGAGGUUGGUGUUCACAAAAACCCGUAACUUUGAUUUCCCCGUCUCAAAGUUAUAUUAUAUUUUUUUUUCUUCACCAUUAAUGAGAAGGGGCAGUGGGGGCUUGAAGGU
Molecule: messenger RNA, 2365 nt
Organism: Platichthys flesus (European flounder)
Lineage: Eukaryota; Metazoa; Chordata; Actinopteri; Pleuronectiformes; Pleuronectidae
Gene: bspry
Product: B-box and SPRY domain containing
Exons: 6
Coding region: 241-1671 (476 amino acids)
Molecular function (GO): protein binding
Source: RefSeq, a predicted model, not a curated record